Messenger RNA from Hemicordylus capensis (graceful crag lizard), 3222 nucleotides. It is a transcript of the gene EHD1, whose product is annotated as EH domain containing 1. Bases 225 to 2171 code for a protein of 648 amino acids. Gene Ontology annotation, biological process: endosomal transport; clathrin-dependent synaptic vesicle endocytosis. Gene Ontology annotation, molecular function: GTP binding; molecular adaptor activity; calcium ion binding. Lineage: Eukaryota; Metazoa; Chordata; Lepidosauria; Squamata; Cordylidae. The transcript has 6 exons. The record is from RefSeq and is a predicted model, not a curated record. Gene Ontology annotation, cellular component: plasma membrane; presynaptic membrane; intracellular vesicle.
GGUGCCGGGGGCCCCGGCAGGGCCAGUCUGCUGCAAGGAGGCACAGGAUCCGGCCCCAGCUCUCUCCCGCCAGCACAUUUCCAGCAACCACUGCAAGGCAGAUGCAACGGUGCAGACAGCCCAGUGGGCCGGCCAGGCCGGGGCCUGCAAGAUGGCCCAGCCCAUCAACUCGGGGAUGGAGACGGAGCUGCUUGAGCUAGGCCCGCUCGGAACAAAACCUCCACAUGCAGAGGCAGUAUACCUGGCUGAGCGGCAGUUGCAGAGAGGACUGCGGGGUGGGUGGGGGCUGGCAAAAGGAUGGGCAGGAGAGAGCACACUGGGCCGGGCCACCCUACGUCCUGCCCCAUGGCCAGGCACGGCCGAGCACCCCCAGGCCGAGCGCACAGCAGCGGGUUCCAGAACCCACUGACCUCACCGGCGAUGCAGGAGCCCAGUUCACAAAGGGGGUUCCGGCCACCGUCCAACUGCCCAGCCGGCGGGGUGGGGCUGCCAUGCAGAGGGAGGGGGCCGGCGGGCGCAAGGAGGCCGAAAUGGACGAGGGGAGCUCAGUGGGGCUGGGCUCGGCCAUGUUCAGCUGGGUGAGCCGCGACGCGCGGCGGCGCAAGGAGCCGGAGCUCUUCCGCACGGUGUCGGAGGGGCUGAGGCAGCUGUACGCGGGCAAGCUGCUGCCGCUGGAGGAGCAGUACCGCUUCCACGACUUCCACUCGCCGGCGCUGGAGCCCGCCGACUGGGAGAGCAAGCCCAUGGUGCUGCUGGUGGGCCAGUACAGCACGGGCAAGACCACCUUCAUCCGGCACCUGCUGGAGCAGGACUUCCCCGGCAUGCGCAUCGGGCCCGAGCCCACCACCGACUCCUUCAUCGCCGUCAUGGGCGGCGAGAGCGAGGGCGUCAUCCCGGGCAACGCGCUGGUCGUCGACCCCCGGCGCCCCUUCCGCAAGCUCAACGCCUUCGGCAACGCCUUCCUCAACCGGUUCAUGUGUGCUCAGUUGCCCAACCCCGUCCUGGACAGCAUCAGCAUCAUCGACACCCCUGGGAUCCUCUCUGGCGAGAAGCAGCGGAUCAGCCGAGGCUACGACUUCGCGGCGGUCCUGGAGUGGUUUGCGGAGCGGGUGGACCGCAUCAUCCUGCUCUUCGACGCCCACAAGCUGGACAUCUCGGACGAGUUUUCGGAGGUGAUCAAGAGCCUGAAGAACCACGAGGACAAGAUCCGGGUGGUGCUGAACAAGGCCGACCAGAUCGAGACGCAGCAGCUGAUGCGGGUCUACGGCGCCCUCAUGUGGUCGCUGGGCAAGAUCGUCAACACGCCCGAGGUGGUGCGCGUCUACAUCGGCUCCUUCUGGUCCCACCCGCUGCUCAUCCCGGACAACCGGAAGCUCUUCGAGGCCGAGGAGCAGGACCUCUUCAGGGACAUCCAGUCCCUGCCCCGCAACGCCGCCCUCCGCAAGCUCAACGACCUCAUCAAGAGGGCCCGGCUGGCCAAGGUCCACGCCUACAUCAUCAGCGCCCUGAAGAAGGAGAUGCCCAACGUCUUCGGCAAGGAGAGCAAGAAGAAGGAGCUGGUCAGCAACCUGGGCGAGAUCUACCUGAAGAUCGAGCGCGAGCACCAGAUCUCCCCGGGAGACUUCCCCAGCCUGCGCAAGAUGCAGGAGCAGCUGAUGGUGCAGGAUUUUGGGAAGUUCCAGCCGCUGAAGCCGAAGCUGCUGGAGGCGGUGGACGACAUGCUGGCGCACGACAUUGCCCGCCUGAUGGUGCUGGUGCGGCAGGAGGAGGCCCAGCUGGCCACGCCGGGGGUGAAGGGCGGGGCCUUCGAGGGCAGCCUGAACGGGCCCUUUGGCCCCGGCUACGGCGAGGGGGCGGGCGAGGGCAUCGACGACGCGGAGUGGGUGGUGGGCCGCGACAAGCCCAGCUACGACGAGGUCUUCUACAGCCUCUCGCCGGUCAACGGCAAGAUCACCGGGGCCAGCGCCAAGAAGGAGAUGGUCAAGUCCAAGCUGCCCAACACCGUCCUGGGCAAGAUCUGGAAGCUGGCCGACGUGGACAAGGACGGCCUGCUGGACGACGAGGAGUUCGCCCUGGCCAACCACCUCAUCAAGGUCAAGCUGGAGGGCCACGAGCUGCCGGCCGAGCUGCCGGCCCACCUGGUGCCCCCCUCCAAGCGCCGGCACGAGUGACCCCCGGACUCUGCCCAGCUGUGGCCCCCCCCGCCACCGCCCCCCGGGGAGCCCACCUGCCCUCCCUCCACCGGGCGCCGUUGCUGCUCUUUUGAGAGAGGUUGAAUACAUCCGCUACGUUUGAGGUAACUCGCUCUCUCUCCUGUGAUGUUGCAUUGGGGGGGGCUGCCCCUUGCUUGGCACACGACUUGGGGCGAGAGCGAAUGGGGGGGGGACUUGGUCUGCCCCGCCCCCCCCUUCUGGAUGAAGACCCCCGUUGAUGGGAGGGGCUGGGGCAGAGGGGGGCCUGCGUGGAUGGACUUCCCGCCCCUCAAGGACACACGUGGGCCGGUGCCCCACUGCUCGGUCACUGCCCCACAUGGCCCCGGCCCUCCCCACACUGAGAUGGCCUCAGUGGGCCCCAGACACGGAGACGGAGCGGCCUGGGGCGAGGGCAGAGCCCGGCCUGGCCGCCUUCUGGCCAGGGGCCCCUCUCCCCAGAGCCUCAAGCAACCCACUGGGGAGGCUGCCCCCCCCCCAACAGCUUCUCACCCCCCCACACACUUCACUCCCUGGGCAGCACCUCCCGCCUGUCCUGCAUGGCCCCAACCGGCAGAGGCUCCUGGCCUGCUUCUGCCCCACGGUGGCUCCCCCCAGUCUGGGCAGGAGACGGCCCCAGGCCUGCUCAGGCACUCUGUGCAGCCCCUGCUCUGGGUGUGCGUGUGUGUGUGUGAGUGAGUGAGUGUGAGAGAGAGAGAUCGAUCCAGGGUCUCCUGGGAACUGGCGGGGGGGAGGCUGCCUGGUGGACCCAGCUCUGCUUUCGGGGGGGGGGGUCUGGGGAAGAGGGUGGCGGCUGAGGCCACCUUGAAGCUCUGCCAGCUGCUCCCAGGCUGGGAGGGGAAGGGGUGGCGGGGGGGUCGGUGUGGCCAGCCGCUCUGCACAGUGGGUGGGGUCCUGCGAGGCCCGAGAGGAAAUAAAGUGCAGCCAGUCAUGGAUCUGGGGGGGGGGGGAGUGUCUGGUGAUCUUUUUCAACUGCAGUCUUUGCAUUAAAGGUUGAUUUUGAAGUUUGGCA